This is a messenger RNA of Aspergillus novofumigatus IBT 16806, 4486 nucleotides long. RefSeq lists its product as uncharacterized. Bases 47 to 4279 code for a protein of 1410 amino acids. NCBI's taxonomy places the organism in Eukaryota, Fungi, Ascomycota, Eurotiomycetes, Eurotiales, Aspergillaceae. The transcript has 5 exons. The record is from RefSeq and is a predicted model, not a curated record.
CCCAAGAGCAUUUUCUUCUUUCACAUAUUUUUCUGCCUCGCACCGCAUGGUUUCACGGAGUCUUCAGCUUGAAAAGAUGGCGGAACUUACCUGCGAGCAAGCUCGACAGAUCGUGGAUGAGAUUGGUCAGAGGAAUGGUAUCAUCACUGACAAAGAUCGAGCCGCAACGCCCCCUGCUGUUAUAAAAGCGCUACAGAGUGUUCGCAAUCAGCUUGGAAGACUUCGGCACCCCUGGACGCCAUGCGACACACCAGACGUUAGAAGGCAUGUCAUCUUCCAGUUGAUCUCCAGCGCCCGCUCAUUGCACUACAAUUGGGCAAAGAAGCAAGGAAAAGAACCCUAUUUUUCCUUGGAUGUAUCUGCGGACCGUAUCGUUAUCGACACUAAUGAUGAUGGGUGCCUGAAAAGCGACAUAGUGCAACUUUCCGAGGGCUGUUCUGCUUUCCUCCCCAAUGCCGGAACCAACAACCUGUAUGAUGCAGUUCUCCUAUAUACAGCUAGAAUUGCCAGGGAAGCCCAUGUACAGUCGGGUCCAUUUUCCUUUGCCCUUGGGCCUCGAAGUUCCGGUGACAGGCUGGGAUUUACAACCCCGGUCAACAAAGACCCGGCGGUCUUGCCCGGAGGAGUGCGAACCAGGAUAACCUUGUACCCGGCUCUGCCGGGGGGAUUUGUUCAAUUGGUGCAUGAGUUUAAGGAUAUUGCAAACGACGGUUUUGUGCUGCUCGAUCCUGAUGACACAUGCCAACCUAUGUGCAAGAAAUUUGUUUUCGUUGCCCGUCUGGAAAACUUCCAAGUAACACGUCUAACGUACGGAGUCCAAGUGCGAGACGGGGUCCUGGAGGUCACCAAAACAGAUGGGGAUCUUUUUACAUUCUCUCUAUCCUCAGUUACGGAGCGCUUCCUUCUAUACAAGCCAAUCACUCCGUCGUCGUCGUUCGAGGAGAUGGCGCUAUUGUUUCCUAUCGAUCAAGACUCAAGGCCCGUCAUACGAUCUCGGAAGGCUUACCAUAUUGUUGGUCCGUUUGCUUUCCCUAUUAUGGGAGUAGGAUUGAGCGUCGUUGUUUGUGCGACUGUGCCGAAGUUCGACCCCGUGAGCAAUGCCGACAUCGAGACUUCUAUUUUAUUACAAGAUUAUGUCAUUAACUCCUUCUGUGGUGCGAUUUCCGUCUGUCAAAAUCACUCCAUGCCUUAUGGAUGGGUCCAGUACAUUCCCAGACAGAGCGCUGUCUCACCAGCUUGGCAUAAAACAGUUCAAAGGUUACUUGAAAAACUCCGACUCGCCCCUGUUUUUCAGAGUCAGAAGGGUGUCCUUAAAAGCCUGUGUUCACUUCGGUACUUGUCCCCGAAUCAUUAUGGCGCAGAUAACGAGCCCUUGUUUGGACCUUCGGAUGACGAAUAUCACAUUUCUACCAAAUACAGUGCCUACCUCAGUUUCUUGAAGCCUCUAGGCCUCCAAGAGGUCUCAGACCACGAAGUCCUGGAAAGGCUCAAACCUAUCCUGUCAGAGCCUUUGCGCGUGCUGCUAAGUUCCGACUCACAAAAGGAACGGAUAUCGCGUAUCCUACGGCUGCUAGUAAUCUGGCUCAAGAGGAAUCCCAAUAACACUUUGUCGACUGAGAUAAGGAACUUGCCACUUAUUGAAUUGAGCAAUGGAUCUUUCAUUCGAGGAAAGGACGUAAAUUGGAUAAAAUCUGGAGCCGAUUUGGCUUUUGCAAAGGAUGAUGUCUACUUUUCGACGGACACCAACGGCAAUGACAUUCCGAAAUGUCUUGAUAUUUUGACUGUUUCGGAGGAAGCAGCCAGGGACAAAGACGCAAAAGAGCUAUUCCGUCUCCUUGGGGUUCGACAUGCAUGUCCUGAACUGGUCAUGGAGCUAAUCAGCCACCACAGCCAUGCCACCUCACAUGUGCCGACGACCGCUAGGGAUCUUAUAGCUGAGUCUAUGCACAUUCUAGGCUACGUCUAUGACAGCUGCGCCAAGGACGAUUGCCUGAGGCCGCCUUGCCUGAUGCUUUUUGAUGAGCACUGUCUGAGAAGACCGGUAUGCAGGCCCUCUUGCCCUAGGUAUUUCCCCUUCGAUGUAUAUCUCGGAACAGAUGGCGCCUACGGCACGGAAGCUAUUGCAAAAAGAUUGGAAGCGGGCUCUCUAAUUGGCCCUCGCCUUCUUCUGUUGCACCCUACCUUUCUCGAUCCAAAUCACAUAAGCAAAACGCACAUUGUCAAUGAUACGUGGAGAAUAUGGCUAGAACGGAAAGGGAUAGUACGGCAAGUUCCCCGGUUGACACAGAUGAUCAACCAUACACAGCUCUCUGAUCUAUUCAACGCAAUAAUAUCUCACCAUCCAGACCUUCUUCUUGGUAUCUUGCGAAGAUAUUGGGACACAUACGGGACAGAGGUAAAAGAAGAACCGCUCAUUGCAUCCACUAUCAGGGGAGCGAAAGUCCCGACGUUGAACGGACUGGCGAGGCUUGAUGAAUGCUACUUUCCCACCCCAGAGAUUUGUAAAUUGGUUGAGGCCGUGUCCACCACAUUGAAUAUCAAUCUUCUCAAACUACCGGAGACCUGGGGCCCGGGCAGUGAGGAGGAAUGGGGAUUUCUCCGAGAGCUCGCUGUGUCCGGUGGUGGAGCGGCGACAUCCAUGAAGGUCGUUAAAGAUCGAUUGUUAUCCACCAUGACACUGGAGGACGCCAAACCGCACUUUUUCGAAUUAUACAGAUGGAUAGCUGAGAGAUCACUCGACGACUUGUGGGAAUUUUUCGACGAUCAGAAGACCGUCUAUAUUCCGGAUAGCGGUGACGGUGCGAAGUUGGUGUGUCUCGACCAAUGCGUUUGGCAUGGUCCCUCGUGGUUGCGAACUGUGUACGCUCUUGCGUUGCAUGAGGAAUAUACGAGCGACUCGAAAAUAUGGGGCCUAUUUGCAGACACCCUCGCUGUGCGGGAUGCGGACUGGAGAACCUAUAUGACAGAAUUGAUGCACUUACAGGACGUUGGGGUAGGCUUGAUAGACGAAACGCGAAGGAUAUACAAGGCUAUCACUGGGGAUAUUUCCACGAAAGAUUUGGACAGUCUGCGGAGUCAAUUCAAGCGAGACAAGAUGAUAUAUGUACCACGCUCAAAGCAGUGGUAUACACCUCAACAAUGCAUAUGGGCAUCAUUUUCAAUCGGUGAUAAGAUGUGCAUAAGUAAUGUCUAUCCCGAUAUGGAGAGCUUUUUUGUUGAGGAGCUCCAGGUGCAGCGACCUUCCAUACGUUGUUAUAUCAGCUACAUUCAGCAUCUUUGCAAAGACAAAGGAGAUGUCACAGAGGUUAUUGAGGCUCUGCGCCAUAUCAACAACCUCGGACCAACCGAGGCUGACUUGGACUGCCUCAAACUUAUCAAUUUCCUGCCCAUCGAGGGCCCCGAGGAAGAGUUCUACUGGGGAUCUGUCGCAUCCGAUUUCUUCAUCAUCGAUAGAGACGGCUGGCCCAUGCUAUUCUAUGGAGAGGUGCCGACGGUGCAGUUUCGCCUGGCAGUAGUCCAUGAAUUAGCUCCACUCUUGAAAUCUCUGGGACUAGAAAACCGCUUCAUUUCCGUCUGCGCAGCGAGGAAAACCAGCAUCUCGGAAAUGCCUUUGCAAACCUCACCGCAACUGACGACUGACUUCCGUCAAAGAUCACUGGGUUUGUCUAGAUGCAUCGCUCACUUCAACGGCGCAAAUGUACGUGCUGCUCGCGAAUUAUACGACACUUUUCAGAAAGCAUUAGUAUACGAAACUGAGCAUAUCGUCGGGGAAUGUACCUUGACUUCGCUGUCCGGUUCCAGCACAAGCAAGGAAACAUACAGCAGACUACACAUGGAAUAUCUCAACGGCAAAUUGAGCAUCUUCGUUCCCCGUGAGGCAAAUGAAAGACUGAUAUGCUACGCGACGCAACUGCCAGAGUUAUUGAUAACCUCGCUGGAAAUCAAACACCCCACUGCCCAUGGCAUAUUCGCUACAGUUCUUCAGGUACCAAUUGAGGUCGUGGACGGUAUAUUAGGGAUUCAUGGUAUUCCCGAACUAGCCGAUCUGGACCCUGUCAGCCCGGUGAUUAUCGACGAUUCGGAAUCUGUGUAUGAGGAUGCGCUAGAGGAGGUUUUCGUACCGAGGGCUUCGAUUGCUUGGGGUGGCAAGGAUCAAUUGCUGGCAUCGGGACAGUCAGAACUUCAGCUGGUUCUACGAUCCAAGGACACGGCCGUCACGAAGUAUCGCACGCUCUCAGACAGACACGAAACGACAGCCAAGGAACAUGCGGUCGGAUGAAAGAUGUAGUAGGGAUUAUCUGGACUAACUACAACUUGCCGGUGUCUACUGGCUUAAUUGGCCUACCCGUUAGGCUUUUCCUAGGUAGAGAAUUCGCCAUCCCAGAGUCAGUCCUACGUCAUUACUUGUUACAUACGUCAAAAUGCACUCAAUUAGUGGGUAGGGGUCCUACGGGGUGACCCUAGAAUUAUAAUGAAGAGUAGUGCG